Cyclospora cayetanensis is the source of this 4083-nucleotide messenger RNA. RefSeq lists its product as uncharacterized. NCBI's taxonomy places the organism in Eukaryota, Apicomplexa, Conoidasida, Eucoccidiorida, Eimeriidae. The record is from RefSeq and is a predicted model, not a curated record. Gene Ontology annotation, biological process: pseudouridine synthesis. Gene Ontology annotation, molecular function: RNA binding; pseudouridine synthase activity.
AUGCGGCAGCGUCUGCGGGCACUCUGGGGGCCCCCACGCGCGCUGCUUUUCGGUCCCACACAGGGGGGCCCUCUGUGUGACCACCCCCCACCCACCAUACCCUUUUCAGGGUCGCCCGUCAGGGGCCCCCCGCAUCUGUGCUUUUUGCACCCUUCCAAGCGCGCAUUCGCUUGCUUUGAACCCUCUUCAGGAUGCAGAGCCGCCGGAUCUCACAGAUGCAACGAGCGAGGGGCUGAACAGGAGCCUCCCGACUCCCUGCCUCAAAAGCCAUGGCCGAAGGAACCCCCCUUCCCACAAGGGCCCCCUAAUGCUCGUCAGCUGAUGGCGGGGAUUCUCGCGCGGGGUGGCGCAUUUACUCCUCGCAGUCGUCCAAGCGGCCUAGGCAGACCUCCCAGCGGCAGCAGGGAGCUCCAGGCUCAGCGAGUUGCGUCUGUGCUGCAGUUCGCGCAGCAGCACAUCGAGGCUUUUGAUGCAGUCCACUGCGGCACUGCCUUGCUGCUUCUUGGCCGUCUUGCGAGACAGCUUGGGCAAGAUUCGCUGGGAGGAGCUGCGGCUGUCUCGGCUGUUGUUGCUAGGGGUCUAGCAGCCUGGCGGCAGCAGCAGAGCCGGUCGCUUCUGCUCCCUUCUUCGCUUUGCUCCCCCCUUCUGAGGUGCCUAUACACGCAUGCGGCCUUCCUCAGCCUACGCAGCAAGCUUCUAGACGCUUUUGGAAGCCUUGCUGCCCCCCCGAACGCCGCGCCAACAGGCGCAAGCGACAGUGCACCCCAACUAAUCUCCAACACUCUAUGGGCUCUAGGGGCCCUCAGGACGUGCGACGUGCCUCUAAUUCUUGCUGCACUUGCUGCUCUACAACGGAUUCUGCAGCUCCCUGGUGGCUCCGUGAGGCGGCAGCGAGAACACUUGCAACACGCGCAUUCGCUGCUCCCUGUAGAUAUCUGCAAUAUCUUCUGGGGGCUUGCCACUGCGGCAGACUGCUCAAACGCUUUCCUCGUGACGUGUCGUUCUCCAACGGAGCAGCGACCGCAACAGCAGUGCCGCCACAAGACGCAAACGUUUCUUGCAGCUGAAAGACAGCGGCUGCAGGGGGCCCUAGUGGAGGCCUUUGCUGCUGUGGGGCCCCUGGCGCUGCAGCAGCUUGAGGCGUUCGAGCCGCGCGGUCUUGCAACCCUCAGCUGGGCUGUUGCUAGGGCUGGGGUGUACGUACAUCCCCGAGCAGCGCUGGAGGAAACGCGGACGUUUGCCUCCCUCCUCCGCAUUCAGAGGGCCAAUCUUCAUGCGGUGCUGCAACAACAGCAGACACUGGAACUGCAGCGCGAAGACGGCGAGCCAUCUGCAUUUUACCCGGGGGCCCCUCCUAGAGGCGUCAAGGAGGGGCCUCCUGGUGACAGCACUUUUGCUGCUGCUACGUCUGGUCUCGCUAGCGAGGGGCAGCGGGACGGUUUGUUUCGAACGGCCACUUCUUCUGAGCCUGCCGCCGUUUUCAUGCAGUUCUACGACUCCGCAGUAGGGCCCCUCUUGCAGCGAGGGGCCCUCCGUAAGCUGUCCAUACAGCAGAUAGCCAAUCUUCUUUGGGGUUUUGCUGCCGUAGGCCACUUCUCUCCGCCCUUGUGCUUUGCGGCGGCAGAGGAGCUCCUGAAGAGAGUCACGGAGGCUCGGGGAGGGGGCCUCUUGGGGGCCCCUACGGGGGCCCCCAAGAGUGGAAGGCUGCGAGACGAGGCGCUGCUUUCGGGAGUCUCGUCUGAGGGUGUGUCUGCUGACGGCUCAGCGCCACACUGCGGAAGCCGCGCUUUGGAGAGAGCUCUACAGACAUCCGAAGUCUCUCCAGUGAGCUGCAGAGAUGUUGCUGCAGUCAUGCUGGCAGCCUCUCAGCACCGUGUUUUCUCAAGGGCCCUCUUCGUCUCCCUCCCCGAGCUGCUCCUUACUGGAGGGGGACGUUCCAACACCAGCAGCGAGCCUUACCGCAGAGACAGAUUCCUGCAGGAAGCGUCUCUAAGAGACUUGGCAAGCCUCUGCAUCAGCAUGCAGCGAGCAGUCGAGUUUGCCGCUCCGGGGGCCCUCGCUGCUCUACGGCUGGCAACGCUGGACUGCCCCCACGAAAGGCGUUGCCUAAGAGAACUGACAAAACGAGCUCAAAAGGAGAUCCUCGCUUACGUCAAAGUAGAAUCGCACGACCUCGUGACGCAGCCGCACCAGCAACAGCAGCAGCAACAACAGCUACAGCAAGAUCAACAACAACAGCAACAACAACAACAGCUACAGCAAGAUCAGCAACAGCGCGAUCAAGAACAACAACAACCACAACAACAGCAACAGCAGCAGGAUCAGCAGAAACAAGCGAUCUUCUUCGCAGCUGCAGGUGCUGUGUGGCGUGCUGUUUCCCGCGAAGUGAGUAGCCGGUUAGAGUCUGGAGUGACAAGCAGGGGGCUGCCACGUGGUGGAGGGCAUAGGGGCCUUAAAGGUACAGCGCGUGUAGUAUUACGAGGUGAUGAGCAGGCACCAGCCUUAAGAGACAUUUGCUCUCUUACCUGCAGCCUGGGGGCAACAAUUCAGCUGACUCCACGCCUCUUCGAGAUCCUCACAGACGAGGCUCUACGCCUUGCUGAAUCCUACAACAGCAAGCUAGGGAAGCACAUGCACCGUCCUUCGCCGCUCACUGAAGCAGGAAGUGCCCUCUCCCCUAGAUGGGGCCCCUCGGGGGUCCUCAAAAAGGAAAUGCCGAGGAUUCUCCUCGAGACUGCUGACUAUCUUGUCGUAUAUAAGCCUCCCUAUUGGCUCGUAAAUCCAUCACAAACCAACUCAGGGGCCCCCAAAGAUACAGACGGAGGCGCUUCGCCGCUGGAAACACCCGCAUGGGCUUCCUUUGAGGGGCCUUCUCAGGGUGCCCUUUCCACGCAACAACAGACCACGACACCAGGCACAGACUCUUCGGAGGUUCUACCUGCCGCAGAAACUCAAACGGUUCCCCUCAGCAGCUUCGCACUGCUCCACAGCGGCAGACCCGAGCCGCUUCAUCUAUAUUUGCGGAUGCGGCUGUUGGAAGGGGCUUCUCCACUUCUUCCAAGGGCCCCCUCUUCUUCCCGCCAGAUGGAUCCGUCUGUCGAGAAGAUCGCAGAGGCUCGCUGCCAAAAAGGCCACGGCAAUGUUUCCAAGCGGAAGGCUACGAGGCCUCCCCGGGUAUCCCCUUCCGACGAAGCCUUCGCUCGAAUCCUCUCUGAUUCUUCUGUAGCAUCCGGCUGUACUCACCGAAUCGACUGCGAGACAAGUGGACCUAUCCUGAUAGCGAAGAACGAGCGCGCAUUCCACAAGGCCAGAAUGACGUUUGAGGCGCACAAACUCAGUAAAGUCUACCUGGGCCUUGUUCAUGGCAUCGUCCCCCUGCAGCAGCAGCCACAGCACUUGACGCAGCAGCAGCAAGAGCAGCAGCAGGACAGGCUUGUGCAGCAGCUGCAGCAGCAGCUGCAGCAGCGAAUCGACCUCAGCGCCACCCUUCGGCUGCUGCGCGCCCCAGAGGGCUUUUGGGGGGUCUCUGCUCCGAUAAAGACACUCAAGGGAGGCCCUCCCCACAACGCCAUCUUCAGCUACUGCGAUGUACAAGGAAAGCCUUCUACAACAUUAGUCCGUCCUUUGCUGUACUUGCAACGCGAAGGCCGUCUUUUUUCGCUGGUGCUGGCAAAACUGCUAUCAGGCAGGACGCACCAGAUCCGUGUUCACCUCAGCGCUCUUGGCCAUCCCCUCGUCAUGGAUUACAAAUAUCAAGCAGGUAGGCGGCAGCAGCAGUACCAGCAGCGAAGGUGGAAGCAACAGAAGGCUUUGCGCCUUCGGAUGAUCCUUGAUGCGCUGAAGUGCCGGUGUUUUGUUGGCUCUGCUGCAGAUUCCGCUGCGUACCUCUCGGAUCGCCUCUGGUGCCCCCGACUGUUUCUACACUGUUUCUAUCUUGGAGUGUCUGCCCCGUGUCGACAUGCUGACGGGGAGGCCCACGGGGGCCCCCCCUUGGAGGGCCUUGAAGUGCACAGCCCGCUCCCCUCUGAUUUGGUGGCGGCCUUAGGACACCUGCAAGCUGUAGGUAGUAGACCGUGUAUCUGA